Messenger RNA from Ipomoea triloba (trilobed morning glory), 2486 nucleotides. Its product is annotated as mitogen-activated protein kinase kinase kinase 5-like. Gene Ontology annotation, biological process: protein phosphorylation. Gene Ontology annotation, molecular function: protein kinase activity; ATP binding. The transcript is spliced from 10 exons. The record is from RefSeq and is a predicted model, not a curated record. NCBI's taxonomy places the organism in Eukaryota, Viridiplantae, Streptophyta, Magnoliopsida, Solanales, Convolvulaceae. Bases 168 to 1961 code for a protein of 597 amino acids.
CCUGCGAUUGUGACAACUCCACUACCCUAAUCAUGUUCUCGCCGUCAUCUUAGUCGUUGCGGAUUCAUCCUCCAUUUUUUCCGGUGGAUUUAACCGCCGCGAAAAGCAUGGUAUAUUGAUGAUUGCUCAUUCAUAACGUAAGUACUAACCAGUAACUUUCGCUACAAAUGCAUACGAUAAAUAGCAGAAAAUCUCCGGCGACGCCGUGGUGGCAGAGAUCGUCGUCCUUGCCGGUGGUGAAUUCCGGUGACGUGAUUGUAGAGAGUGGAAGAAAAGGCGGCGGCGGCAAGUACGCCUCCUUCGGCAUCUCUUUUUUGUUCCGCCGGCGGCGGCUGAGCGGCCGUGGCAGGAAGCUCCGCCACGUGACCGAUCACGAAGGCGAUGAGUUUGUUCCGAGUAAAUAUAAUUCGUUGGAUCAUUCGCUAGCUAGGUCUUCCUCCGACGGAACACACAGUUCAUCGGAUCUCUCUCCAGGCAGGUCCUCCUCCUCCGGAUUCCAGCCGUCUCCUCUGCCGCUCCCCCCGCCGGAAGUGCACGCUCUCCUCCGUCGAGAUGCCAAUUCGUCGCCGUAUUUCGGUAAAGCACAUCUCCCUUCGCCGACGAAGUCGCAUCCUCACCAUUCUCAUUCUCAUUCUGAUUCCCACGCCGACGAAGCUCAUUUACUACAGAGAUUUUUUAACCAGGCUGCUCGAAGAACAAGAGAGAAUCAAGCAAGUAACUCCAGAACCAGGAAGUCGCCGACGCGGGAGCCAAACGGCGGCACUGAGAAACUCUCCGGUCCGAGUUUAGAUGCAAGCUUCUGUUACUGGUUAUCACCGGAGAAGAAGACCGCAUCCAGCAUUGACAAUUCUCCGACUCAAAGUCCUAAUCGGAGCACAAGAAACGCAACUGGCUCUGCGUCGCCUUUAACAAGGCGUGGAAACAAUGCUCAGGCCAACAACGUUCAUCCCCUGCCACUUCCUCCCGGCGCCGCCCUUUCGCAGCCUUCCUCCCCGGCUUUCCCCAUCUCUUCUAAAGCAGACCAGAUGCCAUUAAAAGGGCAGUGGCAAAAGGGAAAGCUCAUUGGCCGUGGGACAUUUGGAAGCGUUUACAUAGCCUCCAACAGGAAAACUGGAGCAUUGUGUGCAAUGAAAGAAGUUGAAAUAUUCCCGGAUGAUCCAAAAUCUGCAGAAUGUAUAAGGCAAUUAGAGCAGGAAAUUAAAGUUCUUAGCAACCUUAAACACCCCAACAUUGUGCAGUAUUAUGGCAGUGAAAUAGUUGGUGACAGGUUUUUCAUAUAUCUUGAAUAUGUUCAUCCUGGUUCUAUCAACAAGUUCAUUCGUGAUCAUUGUGGAGCAAUUACAGAAUCUGUUGUUCGUAGCUUCACCCGUCAUAUUCUUUGUGGUUUGGCUUACUUGCAUAGCAAAAAAACCAUCCACAGGGAUAUCAAGGGGGCUAAUCUGCUUGUUGAUGCGUAUGGUGUAGUCAAGCUUGCUGAUUUCGGGAUGGCUAAACAUCUUUCUGGGCAAGCAGGGCCACUUUCUUUGAAGGGAAGUCCAUACUGGAUGGCCCCAGAGCUUUUGCAGUCAGUUCCAGCUAGGGAUCCUAAUGGUGAUCAUGCUUUAGGUGUUGACAUAUGGAGUUUGGGUUGCACUAUAAUCGAAAUGAUGGAUGGGAAACCGCCAUGGAGCGAGAGCGAAGGGCCUGCAGCCAUGUUCAAGGCUCUGAAGGAAUCUCCACCAAUACCUGAUUCACUCUCACCUGAAGGGAAAGAUUUCUUGCGGUGCUGUUUCUGUAGAAACCCGGCAGACCGGCCGACGGCUAGCAUGUUGUUAGAGCACCAGUUCGUAAAGAACUCGCACCAGCUAGAUAUUCCUCACUGUGUCCGCUCACCAAACAGCCUCAAACUAACUGAUAAUCUGCAGAUUAAGAAAGAGCAUCGGUAUCAGAAACAUGAGAAAGGGAAACUGUUCCGUCCCUAACACAUUGCCCUCAAAGGAACUGCGAGCAUGACAGAACAUUUCUUUGCCCACAAAAUGCGAAAUCUCAUCUCGAUCUUCGUUUUUUGACUGUAAAGGUUUACAUACAUGAACAGAAUCUUAAGUGGAAGACUUCCAGUUCUGCAGCCACUUGAGCCUCGUGUGUGCACGAUUCUUUUUCUCAGUCAGGCUGCCCAAGCUCAGCCAUGCUUGGCUUGCUUAGCUUGCUGAUAAUUCCAUUACUUCUUCAUGGCUGUGCAAAAGCUACAGCUCAUUUUUCGCCGUGGAUCGUUUUUAUUUGUCCAGACUCAACACAAACCGGGUAGAGUUGCAAUAAAAGUGUAAAGGGAUGACAAUUUUUACGUGGGAACCGAAUAGGUUAAAACCAUGGAAUUUCUCCUCUUCUUCUUUUUUUUUUUUUUUUUUUUUGCCCAAAAGAGUCAAAUCUCCGUUGGAGUAGUGGGCAAUUGUAACUUGUAAGAAAUUAAAUUAUUUGUGAGUCAGUUAUGGUAGGAACCUACCACAUGU